GGAGGCAGAACUGGUUUUGUCAGUUAAUGAUGCAUGACUCCAUCCAGAACACGAGGAAAUGUUAUAACCAAUGGAAGAAGGAGGAGGAAACAUAAGCUGCGACAUACAAGAGAUGCCGAUGUUGACAGACUGUAGGGACAGAGACAAAGAACAGUGGUGAGAGUGGAGAGAGGCAACAGCACUGGGUGACGGUCACUGAACCAUUAUGGUCUGGCUGAGGACAAACAAUCUAACAGCAGUACCAGCUUCAUUAAACCAAAGCAAAGUGCUUUUCUUUCCUGAACCCAGGACUCCAACACGGGUCUGCUCCUCAUCCUCUCACCCGACCGACUCCCUGUUUUCAGGUCACAGACACUAAAUGGACGCGUUUAGUCCCGUGUCCUCACCCCCGCCGCGCCCGCGCUCCUUGGAUUCUGGCGUUGACGUGCUGGUGGAGAUCAACUCUGACGACUUUCAGCCCAGCUCAGAAGAAGAAGAGACAAGAGACGACAAACAGAACCUUUCAAGGCACAGAAGCAGCCCGGAGCUAAAAGGGAACGUGUCCAAUGAGCUCUCUGAUCCAGACGCUACUGAGGAACUGAAGGUCUGCCCCUCGUCCGUCACUCCUGAAGCAGACGCUGGGUCCACGCUGGACGUUCCUCCCCCACUGCCCCCCAAGUUCUACAAGAAGACACGUACAUGUGAGGAAACGACCAACCAAGGCACCGCCUUGAAAGCAUUAACAGAGGAGGAAGAGUCGCUGAACUCAUACCAGAGGCCGUCUCUGGCAGGCAGAGUCAAAGGCUUCAAUCAAAGCUCAGAUGGGGAAAUACCUGAACAUGACACGCUUGGAACUGUGCCAGAACCACAAUCAGAACCGUCACUGCCGGCAAAACCACCGAAAAAACCUCCGCGGAUCCACAUCCCCGGCCGGCAGAAGACAUGCAAGCAGGACGCAGUGAAGGGAGAAUCUGAAAAGAGGAGUCCAGUUCUGCCCAAACCGAAGCCUCGGAAACAAAACCCGGUUCGGAGGGAGGAGGAGGUGAAGGUCACUGACCGGCCGAAACAGCAAGACCAGUUGGACACCAGAACAACUGGACUUGAUGUAGAAGGACCAGAGGGAGCAGCUGAGCUAGAAAUGACCCCCCAACAAGAGGAAAUGCUCAGUGAGGCGGCGCAGGACGAAGCAGACGGACGGUCCAGCCCCGGUCCCGGUCCAGUCCAUGGAACGGAGGAGCCGAGUGUGGACGCACAGGAACCUGGAGAGACAGAGGUGGAGAGACGGCAGAAGCAAACACAGAAGGCCCGACUCCGCCUGAAACAGCUGGCCAAGAACAUCGCCAGUAAGUUCAAGGAGAUGAGGGAAGAGAGGAGAAGGAACAAAGCAGAGGGAGCAGAUCCGGCUGCAGUGACACAGGAGGAGACUGAGGCCCGAGAGGGAGGAGGGGGGAAGGAGGAGGAGGAGGAGCGGAAGGAUGCAAUCACAGAGAUGCCCACGAUAACGAGCAGGUUCAAGAACAGACAGGAGGCCUCCGAAAGUCCCUUUGGCUCCUUCAAAGUGUACAGUCACACGGCGCUGUAUGGGGACCUGCUGUCAGAUGACGCGUGGUCCCGCCUCCUGAGCCUUGAGCAGAGCUCACCUGAAUCCUCUGAGCCCCCGACACGGCUCAGUGGCAGUCUGCCCAGUGGCGCCGCCCCCGAGGUCGUCCUCGGGGCCCAGAUGUGCCCAGAUGUGCCCAGUGUCGACUCUGUGGCUCCAGAGGAGGGGUCUCUCUAUGAGGAUGUUGAGAUCUCAGGCUUCAACCCGAAGGAGACGAGCAGCGCGGCCUCCUCACACUCACCGGAGGAGAACAGUGAUCCGAGCCUCGAGACCAACAGCAUUUAUGAGACAGUGGAGCUGAAGCAGCCGCUGCAGUGCAAAGACUACUUCACUACAGUUAAGCCCCACGUACGCCUGGACAGCUCCAUUCAGAAAUACCUCAUCAAGCUGAACAAGAAGAGGAAGCACAAACGCAAAAGGCAUCGGACCAAGUGGCACCAUCGCACAAACGCAGUCAGCUCCAACACGUCUCUGCAGAUCUUCUCCUCCUCUGUCUUCUACCGCGUCGCAACUGCGGGUGGAGACGAGGAGCAGGUCCACACAGAACCGGACAGUGAAUGUGAGACCAGGCGAGAAAUGAACCACAGCUGAACGAGGACAGAGGAAAGAAGAGGAUGCUGUUUGACAUAAACAGUGACUGGUACUACGGAGCCUCAGCAGAUGGACAUAGACUUUAAAAGUAGUUUUACUUUUGCUCCUUUGUGUGUUUAGUUUUUGUAAAGCCACUAAUUUAAAUGUUUUUGAAGCAGUCGCUAUCACAAUAAAAGCUGUCGUUUUUAUCCUGGCUAAAGAAGCUGCCAUUAAAGCAGAGAACAAA
Molecule: messenger RNA, 2396 nt
Organism: Betta splendens (Siamese fighting fish)
Lineage: Eukaryota; Metazoa; Chordata; Actinopteri; Anabantiformes; Osphronemidae
Product: mediator of RNA polymerase II transcription subunit 1.1-like
Exons: 10
Coding region: 359-2170 (603 amino acids)
Source: RefSeq, a predicted model, not a curated record